GACGCCUGCCUGUCAGUCUACUUUCACUUUGCGCAGAUAUCGUCUCCAGCUACAGCUUUCCACAUCAAAACUACAACUAAACGCAACAUAAAAUUUAAAUUUAAAGCCGCGUUUGAUGGGCUGUGAAGGCAGAGGGUUAAACUGCGUCGGUUCAGCCUUCUUGUUUAAAACACUCAAUAAGAAAACGAACCGUUAACAACACGGUUAACGUUAGCUAACUCCGAAGCAACAAUGUUCUGACAUCUAACUUAACGUUAAAGUAAGCUAGUUGUUACCGGUCGACUCUGACCCCACGGACAGCGGAGGUCUCUAGCAGCCGUUGUCCAGCGGCUCCAGGAGACCUCACACUAUGGAGCGGACUGCACUCAAACAGAGCCAGCUGUGUGGCUCCUGGGAGAUGAAGGACAGACUUGGGACAGGAGGCUUUGGGCAUGUCUACCUGUACCAGCACCUUGAGUUGGGAGAGAAGAUAGCUGUGAAACUUUGCCGCCUGGAGCUGAACUCCAAGAAUAAAGACCGCUGGAGCAGAGAGAUUCAGAUCAUGAAGAAGCUGAAACAUGUGAACAUUGUUCAGGCCAGAGAAGUUCCAGAAGAGCUGAGCUCAAUUGCUUUAAAUGACUUACCUCUGCUGGCCAUGGAGUACUGCUCAAGAGGAGACCUACGCAAGGUGUUGAAUAAACCGGAAAAUUGUUGUGGACUAAAGGAGAGUGAAAUCCUCUUGCUGCUCAGUGACAUUGGUUCUGGUAUCCAGUAUCUCCAUGAAAAUAAGAUAAUCCACAGAGAUUUAAAACCAGAGAACAUAGUUCUGCAGGAUGUUGAUGGGAAGCUAGUCCAUAAAAUCAUAGAUCUGGGUUAUGCAAAAGACCUAGAUCAGGGCAGUCUCUGCACAUCCUUUGUUGGAACGCUCCAGUAUUUGGCUCCAGAGCUCUUUGAAAGUAAACGUUACACUGUAACUGUGGACUACUGGAGCUUUGGCACAGUGCUCUUUGAAUGCACUUGUGGCUUUCGCCCCUUUUUACACCACAUGCAGCCCGUACAGUGGACAAGUAAAGUCAAGAACAAAGGUCCCAAAGACAUCAUGGCAGUAGAAGACAUGAAUGGAGAAAUCCGAUUCUCCACACAUCUCCCAUAUCCCAACAAUCUCAGCAGGCCACUGCUGGAACCAAUUGAGUCUCUUCUACAGAUGCUGUUACAGUGGGAACCCACGGAACGUGGUGGAGGGCUGGAUCCUGACACAAACAAGCUGUGCUGCUACACAGUUCUACAGAAUCUUCUCGACAUGAAGGUGAUUCAUGUGUUGGACAUGACGUCAGCACAGCUGCACUCGUUGGUUUUGGGUGCUGAGGAGAGCUUACACUCCCUGCAGCUUCGUCUGGAGACACACACUCAGUCACACAUCUCCCCGCUGAGUCAAGAGCUGCUGCUUGAGACGGGAAUCUCCCUCGACCCACGCAGACUUCCCGCACACUGUCUGCCAGAUGGAUUGCGAGGCUGGGACACCUCCAUCGUCUUCCUGUUUGAUAAGAGCCUGGCCAAGUACUCUGGGCCACUGACUGCCAGACCUCUGCCAGACAGUGUCAACUUUAUAGUGAGGGAGACUAAAACACAGCUCCCACUGUCUGCACUGAGAAAGGUGUGGGGCGAAGCAGUCAGCUACAUCUGUGGACUGAAAGAGGACUACAUUCGCCUCUACCAGGGGCAGAGGGCUGCCAUGCUGAGUCUGCUUCGCUACAACACCAACUUGACACGGUACAAGAACAUGCUGUUCUCCCACUCGCAGCAGCUCCAAGCCAAGCUGGCUUUUUUUAAGACCAGUAUCCAGUACGACCUUGAGCGAUACACCAAGCAGAGAAACACCGGCGUCUCUUCUGAAAAGUUGCUGAAGACCUGGCAGGAAAAUGAAGAGAAGGCUGAUGGGUAUACGAAGGUUGCAGAUUUGGGGUAUCUGGAUGAAGAGAUAGUGGCUCUACAUUCUGAGAUCGUGGAGUUGCAGAGGAGUCCAUUUGCAAGGAGACAGGAGGAUGUAAUGCAACAGCUUGAGAACAAGGCUAUUGAACUCUACAAGCAACUGAAAGCUAAAUGCAAAAGUCAUGACCCUCCACAUGGCUACAGUGACAGCUCAGACAUGGUGAAGACCAUUCUCCAAACAGUUCAGAACCAGGACAGAGUGCUGAAAGACAUGUACACUCACCUGAGUACAAUUCUGGUGUGUAAGCGGCGCAUCCUUGAUUUGUUCCCUAAGUUGGAAAAGGCUGUAAAAAACAUAAAAACUGCAGAGGCAGCAGUUAUUCAGAUGCAAACGAAGAGACAGAAAGAGUUCUGGUACCUCCUCAAGAUUGCCUGUGCCCAGAGAAAUGCUUCAUCACCGUCACUUAUGCAGCAACCCACUGACAGUAAAACUGUUCAUCAGUUACUGGAUGAGAAUGAGCUUUAUCUGAGUCAGCUAACUUCUCUGCUGCAAGACGCCAAUCAGGAGAUGGAGCACAGUGUCAUGGAGCAGGACUGGAGCUGGACUCGGUACGGAGUUGUGACAACCCGACCUCAGAAGCUGUAGAAACUGACCAAAGACUUGAUGUUACGAGUCAAAGUUAUAGACUGUAUACAAGUGCCUUAUCAGAGUUAUUCUAUCUGAAAGCUUUGUGAUUCCAUACUAUGUAUUUUACAUACAUUUUAAUGCUGCAAGACAAAGUGUGAAACAGCAUGAUGCAGUACGCUUUUCAUAUUUUAACUUAGCUUUUAAAUUUCAAUAAUAUAUUUCCAGCUGUAACCAAGACUUAUUUAUUUUAUUUACUAUUAGAGUCAAUAUUGCUGCUGACAACUUUUGUGUGAUGGAAUGUGAAUAAAUGUUAUAAAUGUAUGGCA
Micropterus salmoides (largemouth bass) is the source of this 2862-nucleotide messenger RNA. Its product is annotated as inhibitor of nuclear factor kappa-B kinase subunit alpha-like. Gene Ontology annotation, molecular function: IkappaB kinase activity; ATP binding. The transcript has 22 exons. Gene Ontology annotation, cellular component: IkappaB kinase complex; cytoplasm. Lineage: Eukaryota; Metazoa; Chordata; Actinopteri; Centrarchiformes; Centrarchidae. Bases 350 to 2554 code for a protein of 734 amino acids. Gene Ontology annotation, biological process: tumor necrosis factor-mediated signaling pathway; peptidyl-serine phosphorylation; positive regulation of transcription by RNA polymerase II. The record is from RefSeq and is a predicted model, not a curated record.